Molecule: messenger RNA, 1808 nt
Organism: Scleropages formosus (Asian bonytongue)
Lineage: Eukaryota; Metazoa; Chordata; Actinopteri; Osteoglossiformes; Osteoglossidae
Gene: phyhip
Product: phytanoyl-CoA 2-hydroxylase interacting protein
Exons: 5
Coding region: 207-1223 (338 amino acids)
Cellular component (GO): cytoplasm
Molecular function (GO): protein binding
Source: RefSeq, a predicted model, not a curated record
GGGGGUGAGAGAGGGGUGCUCAUUUUGCUCCUAAAUCGUUUUUCCUCAGGGAUCCAUCAUCCACUGCAGAGAAGAAAACACAAGUGUGAGAGAGGGGAGGCAGAACAAUCCGAGAAGCACUUAAAUCUGUGGCUUCUGUCCUCAUCUGGAAACGGAUUUUAACGUUUUACCGCUCAGAGAAACGGCACCACCACUGCAAGGAGCUGAUGGCAGAGAUGGUUUCCCUCUCCAUACCCCAGAACAUCCAGAUCAGCGAGGUUACCUGCGACUCCUUCCGCAUUGGCUGGGACAUGGCCCCGGAGGACACGGGGCGAGUCACGCACUACUUCAUUGAUCUGAGCCGCAAGGAGGGCAGGGACCCUAACCGCUUCAAACACAGGGAUGUCCCGACUAAGCUGGUGGCUAAGGCCGUCUCCUUGCCCAUGGCGGUGAGGGGCCACUGGUUCCUGAGCCCACGGACCGAGUACUGCGUGGCCGUCCAGACUGCCGUGAGGCUGCCGGAGGGGGGCGAUUACCUGGUGUCCGAAUGGAGUGAGGUGGUGGAGUUCUGCACCGGAGACUACGGUACCGUCCACCUCCAGCAGCUCCUGCAGAAGGCCGAGGGGGCCGCCGGAAGGCUGCUGAGGUUCUCCGUGUUCUACCGUAACCAACACCCAGACUACUUCCACCACAUCAGGACAGCGUGUGGGGGCGUGAUGCACCCUGCCCUCAAAGACAGCAGUGGCAGUCACGGGUCUCCCAUCAACGGAACCCUCAGCGGCAUCUUCCUCAGCUGCAACACGGAGUUUGACACGGGCUUGCCUCCCAAUGACUCCCCCUACGGGCCCUUGCGCUUCCUGAUCCCCGCUGCACACCUGCUGCAUCCCUCCACCCAUCUCUACUUUGCCGACUUCUACUGCAUGUACACUCCCUACCACUACGUCAUCCUGGUGCUGACCCCUGCUGGCUCGGAGGGGGAUCUCUUCUGCCGCACUCGCCUGCCCCAGCUGGACCUGACGGCCAACCCGUUCCUGACGUACAGCCCUCCGCAGAGAGAGGGGGAAGAGCCAGCCUUUUGUCACGCCAGGGAUGUCAUCCUGGAGGUGUUUUACACGGAGCCCCUGCACCUGGACCAAGGCUCAGUAGUGGAGAUCAGCGGGCACCACCAGCUCAUGAGCCUGUCCACGGCCAACGCCAAAAAGGACCCCAGCUGCAAGGUGUGUAACAUUAGCGUUGGUCGUUGAGAAAGACUCGGAGGCUUCGGGAGGGAUCGCCUCUCCGACAUGCUGCGGUCGGAGGUAAGAUGCAGCAUGACGGACAUCUCUCCCUCACUAACGCAUGCUUUCCAGGACACACGGAGGAGAGCUCUACCACUGUUUCACCCCCCUACCAGCGUCACCAUUAUUAGUCGCUUAGCGAAUGCCUUCAUCCAAAGCUAGUUGCACAGCUUAGAGCUUUAGCAGUUUUUACAGGUAGACACAAGCACGUCCACAGAAGCAAUCCAGAGCGAGGAAACGGCUCAGCGGCACGACACUUAACUGUGUAGGGUCCGCGCUGAGAUCUGAACCCUCAGCCCGCCUUGCAGUUAGAAAAAAAGCCAUAUGUUGUACAUACUGUAUAAAUGUUGUCUUUGUUUCCGCUCUCGCCUCACCGUUGUACCUCCCCUCACUUUGUCAUGUAACUUUGCUUGUUAGUGUGGUGUCCUCAAUUUACGGAACAGUUUUAACAGUAAAGUGUUAUUUCUUUAAACCAAACAAAUUAUGCACCGUUUAUGUACAGGUUUUUACCGGUAUCAACAGUUCCACUGAAUCGGAUACGGCUGAAUAAAA